This is a messenger RNA of Cydia amplana, 5247 nucleotides long. RefSeq lists its product as uncharacterized. Gene Ontology annotation, molecular function: cysteine-type deubiquitinase activity. NCBI's taxonomy places the organism in Eukaryota, Metazoa, Arthropoda, Insecta, Lepidoptera, Tortricidae. Gene Ontology annotation, biological process: protein deubiquitination. The coding region runs from base 186 to 4994 and encodes 1602 amino acids. The transcript is spliced from 5 exons. The record is from RefSeq and is a predicted model, not a curated record.
UCACUGCGCGAUAUCUGCGGCGCGCGCGCAGUAUAUUGUAACUAUCGCGCCGUGUAGACGCGCGCAUACGUGAAACAAAAAAAAACAUUGUUAUGUUGUGAUUGUGUAGGUUUUUGUAACCUAAUAUUUUACUACAUAUGUGUAUUCCGUUGUUCGCGAUGAACUCAGAAUGACAAUGAGUUAAAAUGAUAAAGUUCAGAUACAAACGUAAGGAGCCUAGCGACGGUAAGGCGAAGAUCGACGUUCUGAAGGAUCGGGAGUUGUUGCCGCCUAAAGACAUGGUGGUAGUGGGUUCGAUGCCGGUGAAGCAUAAUACGCUGCCGAGGACCAGAAGGAGGGAUUCGCCGGAACGCGCGCCGCUGAGUCAGACGACUAUAGCGCUUUUUAGAGAACUCUUCGCCCAACUGCAAUGGUCUGCAGAACGCGCGCCGGCAGCCGACAGCCUCCGCCGCGCGCUCGGCGGCGGCGGCGCCCGCUUCCAGCUCGGUUGCAUGGCCGACGCCAGCGAGUGCUUCGAGCACCUACUCCUGAGAGUCCAUGCUCACGUGGCAGCAGGAGAUAGAAGGGAUGAUGAUGCCUGCAGAGCGCCGCAUUGCGUGCCGCAUCGGAAGUUUGCGAUGAUGUUGGUGGAGCAGUCGGUGUGUGGCGCGUGCCAGGCUACGUCGGAACCGCUGCCGUUUACUCAGAUGGUUCACUACGUGUCAGCUACAGCACUGACUGCUCAGGCAGCGCUCGGAGAACACGGGGAUAGCUUCGGCCUGCUGCUGCGAAAGGCUGGCGGCAUGGGCGACAUCAGAGAUUGCCCGAACGCCUGUGGAGCUAAGAUUCAAAUCUGCCGAACUUUGAUGAACCGACCUGAAGUAGUCUCUAUUGGAAUGGUAUGGGACUCUGAACGGCCGAACGCCGACCACGUGGCGGCCGUGUACGCCGCCCUGGGCACGGAGCUCCGCCCCACCGACGCCUUCCACGCAUGCGUCGACCGCGCCUGGGCAGCCCGAGCCACACACCGCCUCGUAGGCCUCGUCACCUACUACGGGAAGCACUACUCCACCUUUUUCUUCCAUAGCAAACUGCGACUAUGGAUAUACUUCGACGACGCCGACGUCAAAGAAAUCGGACCGGAAUGGUCACACGUUGUCGAUAAGUGCCGGAGAGGGCGAUUCCAACCCCUACUUCUCCUGUAUGCUGCUGUAGAUGGAACGCCGUGUGACACCCGCCAUGCUCCUAAAGAUGUAGUGCCAUUCCCUGCCCCAGAACCUCGCCGUGCAGUGACCCCGGCCCCUGAAAGAAACAGCGCCGGUUUUGCGCGACGAGCCGUCACGCCAGGCCCUGACAACGAGUCCGACUACGUCAGUCGAAAAGCUGUAGAAAAUAUGCUCGAAGUCCAAGCGAGCAGAAGAGCCCAAUUAGCUCGAAGUCUGAGUACUGGAUCGGCUUCUGAUACACAAGACCGUCCGCGAGCGAGAAGAGACUCAGGCAACUGGAGCGGCGACCGCAACAGCGCUUCGUCUGCUUCCUCGUCUACUGUUGAGAGUCCCUACAUGUAUACUAGAGGUCGUGGCCCUGGUAGCGUGCCAAGCAGCCCUACCCGCAAAGGAGAACUAUCUAGCGGCGGCUCAUGUGACGCUGGCUACGAUUCCUACUCUCUAUCAUCAACUGACAGUUUACCCCUCCAACAAGGCCUGCGACACAACCUACAGUUGGCUCAGAUUCCUGAACUGACGACGCGAGGCGACUGCGAAGCCUUAUGUCUAGAAGCAGACAGACUGCUUGAGAAAUCUCGACACGCGGAAGAUGCGGCUGAUUAUGAAACCGCUCUCGUUCUAUGCGAUGCGGCAGCAUCUAAAGCCAGAGCUGCAAUGGAUGCUCCGUACAACAACCCGCAUACUAUGACAUUCGCUCGGAUGAAGCACAACACAUGUGUUAUGCGCGCCCGAAGUCUUCAGCGACGAAUGGCUGGAAUGACCAGAGUUACGGAAAUUCCACAAGCCGCUCCCAUUCGAAACACCAAGGGAGGGCUAGAAAGCACAACUACGCCAAUCGAAAUUUACGCCACCUUGCCUAAAAAGAAAGGAUCUUCAAAGAAGUCACCCAAAUGCAUAGACGAUGACUUGGAUAACUCUCCGCGUGAACGCCCACCGAGACAUAAGUCUAGGGACGAAGAGAAAGGUAGGGAAAAGCGCUCAAGAAGUGAGGAUCGAGGACGAGCAAGAAAAGAAAUAACAGUAGCCACGGAAAAGAAAGAAGAGCCAGUAGAAGAUAAGAAAGCGAAUAAGAAACAACAUAAGAUUCGUAGAAAACUAUUGAUGGGUGGUUUAAUUCGAAGGAAGAACCGAUCAAUGCCUGAUCUUACUGAGGGUGCAGACGGUAAUAAGGAACCUACCAAUAAGGAAAAACGCGUCUCAUCUAUUGAUGACGGAGAUGUAGGAAGGAAAAAGACUGAUGAUAAAUCUAAUUUGAGUGGAUACUUGUCUGAAGGCCAUUUAGAGUAUUCGGCAGCAAGCGGCACGAACCCCAACCUCGAGAGGAGUAAGUUGAUGAGAAAGAGUUUCCACGGCAGUGCCGGCAAGAUGCUAACCGCGGCCAAAGUGCCUCCGCCGCCCCCGCUGCGAACCACUUCUCAGCUUAGCGGGCCUAAGUUCGAGUCCGAAGUGAUAGAGCACAACUUACAGUCGAGGCCACCACCACCAGUGCCAAUGGCGGGCCGUGGAGAUUAUCCUUACCCUCACGACGACCCGGAAGACGGUGGUUUCUCGGAACAGUACGGGGACGAGCCGCAAUCGCUGCCAUUCUUGCCGUCAAGCUACGAUGGAAAUCCUCAUUACAACAGGCUUGAAGAUUCUCCCUCCCAAAAUUUCCACACAGUCAUUACGAAAGCGAUGAUUCACCAAGAACAAAGUCCUAUUAAGAGGGAGACAAUGCCACCGAUUCAACCAUCUCGCAGCCAUAUGCAAAAUCUUAGCCACGCGUUUGACAAUGGCGUUGAUGUGGUCGACUGCGCCCUUCCCAUGCGCAGAUCUCCUCAAAUGCUUGACCUGCCGCCUUACCCCAGUCCGAUGAACUCGGUCAAUCACUCUCGGCAACCAAGUGAGGAAUUCCCGCCACCUCCUCCGCCUAUUGAUUUGACACCUCUGCAAGAUGAGUUAAACUGCAUUCAAAACUCCAGCCAUAAUGGAAUCACCGCACAAACCGAUGAAGAACGAGACGUUCCCAAAGGUUCUCUAUUGGCCCAGUUGCAGGAAAAGAGAAGUCAAAUUCUAAGAAACGAAGAAUGUCUAUCGCAAAUGAACCAGAUUGAGACAAAUAAUAACAGCAGUGCUGAUAUUUGGCUUAAAGAGCUGCAGGCUAAACAGGCGGCAUUAAAAUUGAAAAGGUCUGGUUCCCUCGAGGGACAACUUUCAAGCCCAAGUGAAGCUGUUUCACCUAACAGCAACAAUGUGAGAAACAUUGCCUCUAGAUUUGAGAAUAGCGCACAAAAUUCUUCAGAUGGAGAAAGAUCUCAUAUAGGAUUUGUAGGUAUGAGUGCCAAUAGAGAUGUAAUUAACUGUUCGAACCAGUCUAACGCCGGUAUAUAUAAUCGACGUGCUUCGGCUUCAUCCAUCGAUCCUAAACAGAUGGAAGACGACUAUAGCGAGCAGAAGACUAACAACAACAAUAUCUACAACGACCGGACUAAACCGAAGAAGAAGUCGGUAUCCUUCUGCGAUCAGGUUAUUUUAGUGGCUACUGCUGAAGACCAAGAGGAUGACAGCUACAUUCCCAACCCAAUCCUGGAACGUGUGCUAAAAUCCGCCAUGAACAAGCCCGAAUUGACCACGAUGCCACUGCAAUCAGAAAAGCCUUCGUUACAGAGAACAGAAUCAUUCGACAGCCAGUCGUCUCGAUCAACAAUAUCCUCCCUUUCUCAGAACUCUUUUGUACCAAAUGAUAACUCGCACGCCGACUACAUCAGAGUACAAAACGGUUAUCCACAGUAUCAGGUCGCGCAAACCAGGCCUCAGCAACAGUUCAAUACUCAAAAGAGUACAGGAGUGUACCGCACUGACUCACCGGUGCAGCCUUCUCACAAUCAAAGCCCUGGCAACAACCAGAUAUAUCAAGCCCUGCCAAGCAACCCUCAGAAUACGUCAAACCCCAUACCGUAUACCCAGCCGCCUGCAGUCUACGCGAACAACAACUCAAGCCCACCGAACUUUAGUCAAAAUCCCGCGAACAGACUCACGCCGACCCACAACCCCGCUUAUGCCACCAAGCAACUGCCCCGAACCGUUCCUAACACCUUCCCACCGACGCAGAUGCACCAGGCUCAACCACCGAACAACGCUUACUACCACCGAUUACCGCAGCAUUCCACCACUCCACUGCCUAGCAAUAAUUACAACGCCAACCGCCAAUUUCCUCAGAACUCACCGUACCAAAGCGUGCCCACCAACUCGCCAGCUUACCAAAGCUACCACAGCCCACCGACUAGCUACGCGAACUCUGACUACUCUACUCGAUACCCGCAAAACAGUACAAAUACAAACCAUUACACGCAAUCGCCUUACCAACGCGUCCCGCCGCCUCAUGGGGAAACACCUCUUGACUACAACGCCACGUAUCAAAAGAACUACUAUCCUGAUGGGCAGAACAGAGGCGCUGAUGUGAGACACUAUGCCAACACGCAGCAACAGAGGAUGUACCCCAUGAACGAUAACUCUCCUGUUAAUGGCGAGCAGCAAUUUCAGUACCCCCAAAGCGGUUACAAUCCUUACCAGCAUCUGCCGCCGCCAAAGCAGAUCCAGAAGAAAUCUGUAUCGUUUGAACCUGGCACGAAAGGUGGAACGGAGUCUCCGAUCCCUCCGCAGAUGAAUGGAAAUGGAUAUGGAGAAAACCAAGGGCUUAUAGGACAGAAGGCUCUUUGUAAUCUAUGUCGUAAAAAGUCAAUAAGCUCUCCGGCCAUGUACUGCCCUGACUGCGACUUCUACAUGUCGAGGUUCAAACCCCGCUCAUAGCAUUGUAGUUAAUACUGUAGAUAAAUUUUAAUCAACUCAUCUUUAAUUAAAGUCAUCAGACAAUGUAAAUUAUCAACGAAUAGAAUUUUAAAAUAAGAUUGACUGAUCUCACUCGAGAAUAUGAAAUCCGUAAUUUUAACUUAGAUUAACUAAGCUACUUAAUUUUGAUUAGAAUGUUAAUUAUAGAAAUUUUUGAACUAUAUAAAAGUGUAUUUUUGUUACGAUGAAAUUAAAAUUCAUGAAAAUAAACAAU